AUUGCUCCGUUGAAACUCAAAACGCACACGUCGACGCAGUCGAGGGCCGAACGUAUUCGGAGUGCGCGUACGUGUUCGUCGUUCGGAAAACUUCACAUAUCGAAGAGCACGCACGCUGACAGUAAUACUAUUUCCUUUUAAUUUAAAUUCAAACAAUUCCGACGAGAAAAAAGCUGUAGAAAUGGCACCGAAACAGAGAAUGCGCAUCGCUAAUGAGCGAGCCACGAAAAACAUCACGCUUCGUGGAAAUGUUCCAAAAUCGACGAAGCCACAAGAGGAUGGGUCUCCAGUUGGACCAUGUCUGCUAGCACUUUUUCUCUUUGUUGUAUGUGGUUCUGCUGUAUUCCAAAUAAUUCAGAGUAUUAGAAUGGCUUAAGAAAAGAUUUACCGGCAUGAAUUUAAAAAGAUGUUGCUGUUACUGUUAAUGAGAUCUAUCUACAACUGAUUGGUACACA
This is a messenger RNA of Dufourea novaeangliae, 455 nucleotides long. Its product is annotated as stress-associated endoplasmic reticulum protein 2. Lineage: Eukaryota; Metazoa; Arthropoda; Insecta; Hymenoptera; Halictidae. The record is from RefSeq and is a predicted model, not a curated record. Bases 182 to 376 code for a protein of 64 amino acids. The transcript is spliced from 3 exons. Gene Ontology annotation, cellular component: endoplasmic reticulum. Gene Ontology annotation, biological process: endoplasmic reticulum unfolded protein response.